UGACGCAGAAACAAACUGAAUUUCUCUGUAUUCGAAGAGAAACUAGGGUUUCCGCAUUGGUGAGCUCUGUCAGAGUGGGAGUGAGUCAAGUCCCGCUGACAAGAAGGGAUUUUGAGAUCGCGUUUGUUUUCUUUUCCCCUUUUAAUAAUUCCUUAAGAAAUUUCUCUCUGUAAAGGUUAUUGUGAAACUGGCGACGAAAUCAAGAAGAGAGAUUGCUUUUUUAUUCAAAUGAUAAUUGAUCAGGAUAGUGGUGGAUUUAGUCCUGACCUCUCAAAAUUCAGCUUGCGUCAGGGCACUGGUGAUAUGGACGUUGAGGAGGUAGAAGAGGUCCCGACCCAUCUCAAUACCAUAAAUAGCUCUGGUGGGUUUCUGGUGGUUUCGAUGGAUAAGCUAUCUGUUCAGUAUACAAGUGUUAAUUUGCAUGGACACGAUGUGGGAGUUGUACAAGCGAAUUGUCCGGCACCAGUGAAGAGGCUUAUGUACUAUUUCGAGAUCUUCGUGAAGAAUGCAGGAGCAAAGGGUCAGAUUGCUAUUGGGUUUACAAACGAACAUUUUAAGAUGCGAAGACAACCCGGUUGGGAAGCAAACAGCUAUGGGUACCAUGGGGAUGAUGGACUGCUUUAUCGAGGGCAAGGAAAGGGAGAGACCUUUGGCCCAACUUUUACAUCUGGUGAUACAGUUGGUGGUGGAAUAAACUACGCUUCACAAGAGUUCUUUUUCACUAAGAAUGGAAAACUAGUUGGAACAGUGUACAAGGACGUUAAGGGUCCGUUGUUUCCUACAAUUGCUGUCCACAGCCAAAAUGAAGAGGUGAAUGUCAACUUUGGGCAGCAACCAUUUGUUUUUGAUAUUGAGGCUUUUACACUGGAGGAAAGAAUGAAGCAGCAGAUGAUGAUUGAGAAAAUAUCACUGCCUCUUAACAUUAGUCAUCGAAUUGUUCGCUCCUACUUACGACACUAUGGAUAUCAAGAUACAUUAAAUUCAUUUGACUUGGCAAGUAGAAGUACACUCCCUCCUAUUCCUGUAGCUCAAGAAAACGGCAUUAAUGAGCAAGCUGAUACAUAUGCACUAAGCCACAGAAAGAUUCUUCGUCAGCUUAUUAGGAGUGGAGAUCUUGAUUCUGUCUUUGGUAAGCUUCGAGAUUGGUAUCCUCAGAUUUUACAGAAUGAAUCAUCCACUAUCUGUUUUCUACUUCAUUGUCAGAAAUUUAUUGAACUUGUUCGGGUGGGGGACCUUGAGAAUGCUGUGAAAUAUGCUAGGGCUGAACUGGCGAGAUUUUUUGGGAUUACACAGUUACCAUAUCUACUUCAGGACUGCAUUGCUUUGCUGGCAUAUGAAGAACCCAUGAAAUCACCUGUUGGGUAUCUCCUUGAAUUGUGCCAGAGAGAACUUGUGGCAGAUGCACUCAAUUCCAUGGUAUUGUCAAUGAAUCCCAGCAUGAAGGAUACAGAGAGCUGUUUACAGUCAUACCUUGAGAGGUUGCUGAGGCAGCUGAGUGCUUGUUGCUUUGAGAGGAGGUCAUUGAAUGGUGAUCAAGGAGAGACUUUCCGUCUGCACAGGGUUCUACAGAGCAGGAAGGAGGGGAAGUCGUAAUGUAUAUUUUAACUUUGCCCCUGAAUAUGAAUCUCCCUCCUUCCAAUGGCUAACUUUAAUGUGCAGAUGGCAUUCCUUGUAUAGGUGAAAUUGGUUUCAGCCGUGGGCAUGGUGGUGUAGAAGUCUCGCUAUUUCGCUAGCUUUCAAGAGGUGGGAAUAAGUUGAGCUUCAAUCUAAUGUUUUAGAUUCAUUAAUGAUGAGCCAAUAUUUCCUAUUUAGAUA
This is a messenger RNA of Telopea speciosissima, 1815 nucleotides long. Its product is annotated as ran-binding protein M homolog. The record is from RefSeq and is a predicted model, not a curated record. Bases 229 to 1593 code for a protein of 454 amino acids. The transcript has 10 exons. Gene Ontology annotation, biological process: cell surface receptor signaling pathway; cytoskeleton organization. Gene Ontology annotation, cellular component: cytoplasm. NCBI's taxonomy places the organism in Eukaryota, Viridiplantae, Streptophyta, Magnoliopsida, Proteales, Proteaceae. Gene Ontology annotation, molecular function: protein binding.